Klebsormidium nitens is the source of this 1338-nucleotide messenger RNA. The record is from the annotation of a GenBank genome assembly. NCBI's taxonomy places the organism in Eukaryota, Viridiplantae, Streptophyta, Klebsormidiophyceae, Klebsormidiales, Klebsormidiaceae.
CUUCGAUUCAGGGGAGCGCCCGCCCACUUGGCCCUGGGCUUCGUAUCCCCCCCCCUCCGCCUCCAAGGGGCCCGACUGCGGAGCGCCCUCCUGUUGAGUUGGGGCCCGGCAUGGUGCCACCGGGGCCUCCUCCCCGGACUGGGGGGGUGCCUCCGCCCCCCCCUCCGAGGUUGAUGCCGGAUGUGGCGCCUCCAGGAACGGAACCUGAAGCGGAGUUGAGCCCGCCAGGCGUCCCCCCCCCUCCUCCCCCGCGCCCUGCUCCAGCCCACCAAACAAACGACACCCCACCGGGCCCCAGUUCAGUUCCUCCCCGUGCCAUCCCCCCUCCUCCGCCUCGCGUACAACAAGCCUCCGUCCCCCCACCCCCUCCCCCCCGACCAGCUAAUCCACCCCCCCAAAACGAGACAGCAAGCUCCGGUCCCCCGGGCGAGGAUAGAGCAGAAACCAGAGAAGCAGAGGGGGGUCCCUCCCGCACUCAGAUGCGCCCCCCCCCGGGGCCGCCGCCGAUGCGCGCCCCCCCGGGGGGGUUGAUGCGGCCGCCCCCAGGACCCCCCCCUGCGAUGAGGCCCCCGACGGGACCCCCCCCCAUGAUGGCGCCGUAUGGAAUGAGACCGCCGAUGCACUUUCCGCCCGGGAUGAGACCCCCGGUCGGUGUUGCACCCGUGAUGAGGCCCCCGGUUGGCCCUCCCCCGGGCGUGGCGGAGGAGAACCGGCCGUCGUUUGUGAAGGAGGCGUCGGCGGAGCUGACCGUGAAGCCCCGAGUGAAGGCGCCCAAUAACCCGGAGCUGACGUCAAUGGUACCUGCAUCUCUGCGUGUGAAGCGACAAGAGGCCGUCGUGCACAAGCCCAAGCCACGCGUGCCGCUUCCGGGCGGCAUUCCCGUACCAAAGCCCGCCACCAAACCCGCGAGCAUGGACGACUCGUACCAGGCGUUCUUGAAGGAGAUCGAAGGCUUGGGGGCCCUUGAAUAGUCAAACGCUGGACUUGUACACUUCCUGAAAAGGGUUCGAAACAAACGGCGUCGAUCUUUUGUCACGAAACGACAGGCGUCGAUUCUGGAUGAAGCAGGCUCGAAUGGACAGUGUUGUGGACGAUCUACUUAUGUUCGAUGUCUGACCUCGUCCUACGCUACCCAAUGCAGUGACCGUGCGACUGCCCGGCCAGGCUGCACAUGCCCUGCUUGCUGGGCCCCCCGGCCACACUGACACGAGAAGCUACCAUGGCAGAUCAGAUCGACACUUGCUGCACCACCCCAUUGACAAUUCGAUAUGCACAAACCUACAUAGGCCGCGCUGCCCCGGCAAAAAACUUUCAUGAGUUGCACCAUAAAUAACCGGG